This is a messenger RNA of Castor canadensis (American beaver), 1491 nucleotides long. RefSeq names its product cobalamin binding intrinsic factor (gene Cblif). Gene Ontology annotation, molecular function: cobalamin binding. NCBI's taxonomy places the organism in Eukaryota, Metazoa, Chordata, Mammalia, Rodentia, Castoridae. The record is from RefSeq and is a predicted model, not a curated record. Gene Ontology annotation, biological process: cobalamin transport.
CAGACUAUUUUACAAAGAUAAGCACAUACAAGAAAAGGUAGACAAACACUCCAUUUGCAAACACUUGAUACCUUCUGACAGGAAGACGUGGACAGGACAGGAGAAGUGAAAUGGUCUGGUUUCUGAUCUACCUCCUGAACAUUCUCUGGACUAUGGCUGGGACUAAUACCCAGACCCGAAGCUCAUGCUCCAUCCCUUCAGAGCAGCUGCCAUGGGUUAAUGACCUACAAGUGCAAAUGGAGAACUCAGUGACUUCAUCGGACUUCCCAAAUCCCAGUGUCCUGAUUGCCAUGAAUCUGGUCGGAGCCUACAACCUGGAGGCCCAGAAGCUCCUAACUUACGAGCUUAUGGCCAGUGACACUGCAGACCUAACCACUGGGCAGCUCGCUCUCACCAUUAUGGCCCUCACUUCCUCCUGCCGAGACCCUGGGAGUAAAAUGUCAGUUCUACAGAAACAAAUGGAGAACUGGGCACCUUCAGGCCCCAGCGAAGAAGCCACAGCCUUCUAUGGGCCCAGUCUGGCGAUUAUGACACUGUGCCAGAAAAACUCGGAGACAACUUUACCAAUAGCAGUGCGCUUUGCCAAGACCCUGCUGGCCAAUUCCUCUCCCUUCAAUGUGGACACAGGAGCAGUGGCAACCUUGGCCCUGACCUGCAUGUACAACAAGAUCCCCAUAGGUUCUGAUGAAAGCUACAGAGCCCUGUUUGGCCAGGUAUUGAAGGCUAUUGUGGAGAAUAUCAGCAUGAGUAUCAAAGACAAUGGCAUCAUAGGAAACAUCUACAGUACUGGCCUUGCCAUGCAGGCUCUUUCUGUGACACCUGUGCAACCUAAGAAGGAAUGGGACUGUGAGAAGACUAUGAAUAUAAUACUUGAUGAGAUUAAACAGGGGAAAUUCCAAAACUCCAUGUCCAUUGCCCAAAUCCUUCCUUCAUUGAGAGGCAAGACAUACCUAGAUUUGCCCCAAGUGUCUUGUGGCCCUGAUCAUGAGGUGCAACCAACUCUACCCAACUAUCCUAAUCCUCCUCCCACCUCAGCAUCUAACAUCACAGUCACAUACACCAUAAACAAUCAGCUGAGGGGGGUAGAGCUACUCUUUAAUGUAACCAUUGAUGUUAUUGUGAAAAGUGGGUCCGUGCUACUUGUUGUCCUAGAAGAAGCACAACGCAAAAAUGACAUGUUCAAGUUUGAAACCACAAUGACAUCUUGGGGCCCUAUUGUCUCUUCCAUCAACAAUAUCGCUGAAAAUGUUAAUCACAACACAUACUGGCAGUUCCUUAGUGGCACAACACCUUUGAAUGAAGGGGUUGCUGACUACAUACCAUUCAACAAUGAGCACAUUACAGCCAAUUUCACCCAGUACUAAAGAGGAAGUGGGUUCAGCUUCUAUUGAACAUUUUCAAAAGAUCAAGGAAUUUUGUUUUCACUUUUUUCAAAUACAUUCAAAAAAGUGGAUACCUACAAUGCUAGUCUAUUCCUUAUAAAAACACACA